Molecule: messenger RNA, 1388 nt
Organism: Sander lucioperca (pikeperch)
Lineage: Eukaryota; Metazoa; Chordata; Actinopteri; Perciformes; Percidae
Gene: sult5a1
Product: sulfotransferase family 5A, member 1
Exons: 6
Coding region: 201-1136 (311 amino acids)
Biological process (GO): sulfation
Cellular component (GO): cytoplasm
Molecular function (GO): sulfotransferase activity
Source: RefSeq, a predicted model, not a curated record
AUAAAGCAUGUAUGCUCAUCACUUACACAAAGAGACAGAAGUAGAGUUGAGACAGGCAGAGCUACAGAAAGGUAAACACAGAAGAAAGUCAGGAGGCAGCUCAAAGAGAGAGAGAGAGAGAGAGAGAGAGAGAGAGAGAGAGAGAGAGAGAGAGAGAGAGACCAGCAAAAGAGCAUACUUACAGUAUAUCAAGGUUGGAUAUGGCCAGAUUGGAUGUCAUAGAGACAUUUCAUGGUAUUUUGUUUCCUGGACACCUGCACACCCAGGAUUCCUUACAACUUGCUCUCAAAUUUCCGUUUCAGGACACAGAUAUCGUCAUCGUCUCCUAUCCAAAGUCAGGCACUACAUGGAUGCAGGAAAUUGUGUCUCUCAUAUCCAGCAGAGGGGACCCACAAGUGUCCCAAACUGUCCCGAACUGGACUCGGGCUCCCUGGCUGGAGCACCAUUAUUUUGCUGUGGUACUGGAGGCCUCACCCACCACACCUCGAGUCAUCACCUCACACCUGCCUCAUCACCUGCUGGGGCCCACCCUCCAGGGCUCCAAAGCAAAGGUCAUCUAUGUGAGCAGAAACCCUAAAGAUGUGGCAGUGUCCUUCUAUCACUUCCACAAAAUUGCCAACUUCCUCCCUGAAGCUGGCUCAUUUCCAGAGUUUUUAAAUCGAUUCCUGGAGGGCACACUGCACUAUGGCUCCUGGUUUGACCACAUUAAAGGCUGGACCAGUCAGACAGCAACUAUGAACAAUCUGCUUCAUAUCACCUAUGAAGAGAUGUCGUUGGACCUACAUGGCGUCAUAAAGAGGGUGAGCUCUCACCUGCACAGUCCCCUGCUGGAGGACGAGAUCAACAACUGUGUGAAACACUGCCGCUUCAGCAGCAUGAAAGACAACAAGAUGGCCAACUACACCCUGGUCCCUGCGGACAUAAUGGACCAUAGCAAGGGCUCCUUCAUGAGAAAAGGUAAGAUUGGAGACUGGAAAAGCAUGUUCACAGAGGAGCUGAAUCAAUAUUUCAAAAGCAUCUUCCAGUCCAAGAUGGAGGACUGCGCUUUAGAGUUUGUGUGGGAGGAGCAACAUAAAGAGGAGACGCACACUAAUGAACAAAUCCCACUGAAGAACACAGCUGUGAAAAAAAGCUAAAUAAGGAGAGAAAUCAUGUUGCAUCCUGGGAGAUGGAUCACAAGUAGAUGGAUUUCCCUGAGUUGUAGUUUACAGUAAAUGAUUAUACAGUAGGGCCACUUUUUUGACAUGCAAUGUUUAGUACCCUUCAAUGCCUCGUAUACAUAUUGCAGUCUUGCUUUCAUCGCAGUAAUGUGUCUGUGCAUGAUGUGACACUUGUAAUGAUGCUUAUUAUUAUGUAUCAAUAAAUGUCAGAUCAAUUGAAUCCUCUUA